Eutrema salsugineum is the source of this 1200-nucleotide messenger RNA. Its product is annotated as protein ENHANCED DISEASE RESISTANCE 2-like. The transcript has a single exon. NCBI's taxonomy places the organism in Eukaryota, Viridiplantae, Streptophyta, Magnoliopsida, Brassicales, Brassicaceae. The coding region runs from base 85 to 990 and encodes 301 amino acids. The record is from RefSeq and is a predicted model, not a curated record.
UUAUGUUAUCAUCACACACCGCACAAGUCGACUUUGGAGAGAGAGAAAAAGAAGGGCCAACGACCACAUACACACCAAAACACCAUGAGCCCUUCCAAGCAGCGACAUCGCAGCUCCACCGGCGAUAACAAGUCAAAAUCAGUCAGAUCCGGCUCCUCCGCCGUACCGGAAUGGAUUGCCGAAGCAACUAACGGCGGAUCUCUUCGCCGCGUAAAUCCAGACACAGGUACCGACGGCUGGGCUUCUCCUCCCGGCGACGUCUUCUCUCUCCGCUCCAAUUCUUACUUGACCAAAAAACAGAAAUCUCCCGCCGGAGACUACCUCCUCUCUCCCGCCGGCAUGGACUGGCUCAAAUCAAGUGCAAAACUUGACAACGUGCUAGCUCGUCCCGAUAACCGCGUGGCUCACGCGCUUAGAAAGGCUCAUUCCCGAGGUCAAUCUCUGAAGAGCUUCAUCUUCGCCGUGAAUCUCCAGAUUCCAGGUAAGGACCACCACAGCGCCGUGUUCUACUUCGCGACGGAGGAACCGAUUCCUUCCGGCUCGCUUCUCCACCGGUUUAUUAACGGCGACGACUCGUUCCGGAAUCAGAGAUUCAAAAUCGUUAAUCGGAUCGUGAAAGGGCCCUGGGUAGUGAAAGCCGCGGUUGGGAACUAUAGCGCUUGCCUUCUAGGAAAGGCCCUGACGUGCAAUUACCAUAGAGGUCCUAAUUACUUUGAGAUCGAUGUCGAUAUAAGCAGCUCGGCCAUCGCAACGGCGAUUCUGCGGCUGGCGUUAGGGUAUGUCACGAGUGUGACGAUCGAUAUGGGGUUCUUAGCGGAGGCGCAGACGGAGGAAGAGCUGCCGGAGAGAUUAAUCGGAGCUGUUAGGGUGUGUCAAAUGGAGAUGUCUUCGGCGUUUGUGGUCGACGCGCCACCGCCCCAGCAACCGCCAUCACAACCGUGUAGAACAUUGAGUUCGGCGAAAGUUAACCACGAUGAGGACGAGGAUUGAGAUUAAAAUUGAGCACAUACUAUCAUCAAAACCAGGUCAAUGGUUAUCCGAAUACCAUUUCUCUCCUCUCUCUCUCAAAUGAUCUGGAUCAUUUUUCAUCAAUCUCAGUCAAAUCUAUAUUGCUUAAUUUAUUUUAUGGAUUUUGUAAAUGAUUAUUUUUUCUCAUCGAGAAUUUUCAUGAUCUGUUAAUGGAAUUAAAUCGAAAUUCGG